AUGGAGGAACACAUGGAGGCAGGCUCCGCACCAGGACUGGGAAACCAGAGGGUCCUAAUUAACAACCUUGCUGACAUCCUGGUCAUUGCUGCUUAUUUCCUGCUGGUCAUUGGUGUCGGCUUGUGGUCCAUGUGCAGAACCAACAGAGGCACCGUUGGCGGCUACUUCCUCGCGGGACGAAGCAUGGUGUGGUGGCCGGUCGGGGCCUCUCUCUUUGCCAGCAACAUCGGCAGUGGCCACUUUGUGGGCCUCGCAGGGACCGGUGCUGCAAGCGGCUUGGCUGUGGCUGGAUUUGAGUGGAAUGCGCUGUUCGUGGUGCUAUUGCUCGGCUGGCUCUUCGCGCCCGUGUACCUGACUGCGGGUGUUAUUACCAUGCCACAGUACCUGCGCAAGCGCUUCGGAGGCCAUCGCAUUCGCCUCUACCUGUCAGUGCUCUCGCUUUUUCUGUACAUCUUCACCAAGAUUUCGGUGGACAUGUUCUCCGGGGCAGUAUUCAUUCAACAGGCUCUGGGCUGGAACAUCUAUGCCUCCGUCAUUGCCCUUCUGGGCAUCACCAUGAUCUACACUGUGACAGGAGGGCUGGCAGCGCUGAUGUACACGGAUACUCUGCAGACUUUCGUCAUUCUUGGCGGGGCCUUCGUCCUCAUGGGUUACGCCUUCCACGAGGUGGGCGGGUAUUCGGGGCUUUUCGACAAAUACUUGGGGGCAAUGACGUCGCUGACGGUUUCUGAGGAUCCGGCUGUGGGCAACAUCUCGAGUUCCUGCUAUCGACCCCGGCCCGACUCCUACCACCUGCUCCGGGACGCUGUGACAGGGGACUUGCCGUGGCCUGCACUGCUCCUGGGUCUUACCAUCGUCUCAGGCUGGUACUGGUGCAGCGACCAGGUCAUUGUGCAGCGCUGUCUGGCCGGGAAGAACCUGACUCACAUCAAGGCGGGCUGCAUACUGUGCGGCUACUUGAAGCUGAUGCCCAUGUUCCUCAUGGUCAUGCCAGGCAUGAUCAGCCGCAUUCUUUAUCCGGAUGAGGUGGCGUGCGUGGUGCCCGAGGUGUGUAAGCGUGUGUGCGGUACUGAGGUGGGCUGCUCCAACAUUGCCUACCCGCGGCUGGUCGUGAAACUCAUGCCCAAUGGUUUGCGUGGACUCAUGCUGGCGGUCAUGCUGGCUGCGCUCAUGUCCUCACUGGCCUCCAUCUUUAACAGCAGCAGCACGCUUUUCACCAUGGAUAUCUACACGCGCCUGCGGCCCCACGCAGGGGACCGUGAGCUGCUGCUAGUAGGACGGCUCUGGGUGGUGUUUAUUGUGGCUGUGUCAGUGGCCUGGCUACCCGUGGUGCAGGCAGCGCAGGGAGGGCAGCUCUUUGAUUACAUCCAGGCAGUGUCCAGCUACCUGGCGCCACCUGUGUCUGCUGUCUUUGUGCUGGCGCUCUUUGUGCCCCGUGUCAAUGAGAAGGGUGCCUUCUGGGGACUGAUUGGGGGCCUGUUUAUGGGUCUGGCACGCCUUAUUCCUGAGUUCUCCUUUGGCUCGGGCAGCUGUGUACGACCCUCCACAUGCCCAGCACUCUUCUGCCGUGUGCACUACCUCUACUUUGCCAUUGUGCUCUUCAUCUGCUCUGGCCUCCUCAUCCUUGUAGUAUCACUGUGCACAGCACCUAUCCCACGCAAGCAUCUCCACCGCCUGGUUUUCAGUCUACGGCACAGCAAGGAGCAGCGGGAGGACCUGGAUGCCGAUGAGCUAGAAGGUUCAACUUCACCCCCUGUACAGAAUGGGUGUCCUGAACAUGCAGUGGAGAUGGAGGAGCCCCAGUCCCCAACACCAGGCAUGUUCCACCGGUGCCUGCUCUGGUUCUGUGGAAUGAGCAGGAGUGGGGCAGGUAGUCCCCCAGCCCCUACCCAGGAGGAAGUGGCUGCAGCAGCCAGGCGGCUGGAGGAUAUCAGUGAGGACUCGAGUUGGGCCCGUGUGGUCAACUUCAAUGCCCUGCUAAUGAUGGCCGUGGCCACGUUCCUCUGGGGCUUUUAUGCCUGAG
Molecule: messenger RNA, 2023 nt
Organism: Puma concolor (puma)
Lineage: Eukaryota; Metazoa; Chordata; Mammalia; Carnivora; Felidae
Gene: SLC5A2
Product: solute carrier family 5 member 2
Biological process (GO): sodium ion transport; transmembrane transport
Cellular component (GO): plasma membrane
Molecular function (GO): D-glucose:sodium symporter activity
Source: RefSeq, a predicted model, not a curated record